AGAAAAACUAACACAAAAGAUGUCAUGUUUAUCUUUUUAUUGACUGGAUACUUUUAUUCUGCCGAGUUUACCACCAGUUCGUUGUAGUGUGGAUUUUCAUAACAGAACUGAAAAGUAGGCAUUUUCGUUUGCGAAACAUGUCUGCUUGUGAAAAUAUUCUCUUGAUAUGGUGUGGUAGGAAAUGAAGAAUGUUCUGUAGUGACAGGGGCCCCGUUAGUGGCAGUGUUGAUCGCAGUUAUUGGACAACAUUAAUAACAAUUUAAGUCUUUUAAAUUUUUGUUUUAAUGUACUAAGCUGACGGUGUAAGUUUAAAACAAAUACAGGCUAAAUUUAGUCUAGUAAACUGCUGUCAUCCAGUACAGCCGAAUUCCCAAUUAAGUGUUGUCUUUGCUGAGAGUCACAAUGUGACAUUUAAGUGUUAAAUAAAAAAGGUGUGCUUUAAAACGAAAGAAUUGGAGUUGGUUUUGUUUAGGUGAACCAGUGUAACUGAGUGUUGUCUGUCGAUAUUACUCUGUUAAUGUUUUUCAAGAACGUUACCAAAUUAGACGGUAUUGGAUCUGACAGUGACACAGUGUUUUAAUUGACAAUUUAAUGUCUUGAAAAUUCUUCUUCGAAAUACGUCUACUGUGUUACAUGUUUAGAAUUCUAAAACAUUACUAACGUAUAUAAUACUAAGAACAUCAAACCAAAAUGUCAACAAACUUUAUAUUAUUAUAAACUGUGCAGCAUGUGUCAUUUUGGAAAUUUCCUGGUUGUGUAUUAAUCAUACUGGACACCCAUGGCUUCAGGUCGACCUGUUCCUAGCAGCAGAGCUCCUAGACCUGGGCUGGCUCCUAAGCCACAGCCGCCAUUUCAGCAAGGAGCAGCUGCAGCGGUAGCUGCAGCCAGUCUCCUUGGACCACAUGGACCUCCGGGACAACAUCUUACAGAUUCCCGCGCCAAGACAGUAUUAAAGGAAGCUGUUGAUGCAGUUGUAAACAGCUUUGCAAAGCAUACUCAUGGUUAUGGAAGAGUGAAUGUUGUGGAGGCCCUGCAGGAGUUCUGGCAGAUGAAGCUGGAACGAGGCGCCGAUCUCAAGAAUGGUGCUCUAGUGGUGUACGAGUCUGAGCCGUCUGCCUCCCCACCCUACGUCUGCUACGUCAGUCUUCCAGGCGGAAGCUGCUUCGGAAGUUUUCAGAACUGUGCUACAAAAGCUGAAGCCAGACGAAGUGCUGCGAAAAUUGCCUUGAUGAACUCUGUAUUCAACGAACAUCCUUCUCGUAAAAUAUCUGACGACUUUAUAAACAAAGCAGUGGCUGAUGCUUUGGCCUCAUUUAAGGGAAGCCGUGCGGAUGCUGAAAACCCCAACACGGGUAUCGGAGCCUUCAAGUUCAUGCUGGAGGCGAACCGCGGCCGGACGAUGCUCGAGUUCCAGGAACUGAUGACGGUCUUCCAGCUGCUGCAUUGGAAUGGGAGCCUGAAGGCGAUGCGUGACCGCAGCUGCUCACGACAGGAAGUCCUCGCCCACUACUCACACCGGGCACUGGACGAUGACAUGCGCUCACAGAUGGCGCUCGACUGGAUCGCCCGUGAGCAGGAGGCUCACACGAUCAUCCCCCAGGAGCUGCAGAUCGCGGAGAAGGAGCUGGAGGCGGCGCGGCUCGCGGGCAGAGAGCUGAGAUUCUAUAAGGAGAAGCGAGACAUCCUGGUGCUGGCCAUGAGUCAGAUCGGACCCGUUGAGAGCAUCGCUUGACGAGAUUAUUGUUACAGACGAUGGGCAGAGUGGUGCUGAUGUUUGAAAACAGUUUCGUUGGUGUUCAUGAGGUGGCCAUUUGAUUUUAACAAGAUAUUUUACUGCCGGCCAUGAGUGAGAUCGGACCCGCAGAGAGUAAUCACUUGACAAGGUUUCAGUGGUGAGGAGUGGAACAGUGCUGGCUGAUGUUUAAAAACAGUUUGGUUGGUUCCUGUUGUGGUUAUUCGAAUUAACAAGAUAUUUUACUGGUGGCCAUGAGUGAGAUCGGACCUGCUGAGAGUAUUACUUGAGGAUUUUUUUUAGAGACAGUUUAAUUGGUAUUCCGGAUGUGGCUAUGAGUCAUAUUGGAACUGCUGAAAAAAUAUUCAAGCCUAGCUCUGCCACUCCAAAUUAGCCAAUUGUAAAUUUCCAAAAUUUGGUGAAAUUAUUUCUUGCGUUGACAAAUAUUUUAUCGAAAAAAAAGAUUUGUGGGUUUCUGCAGUUUUUGAAGUUUCAUAGAUAAUUUUGGGAAAUGUUCUGCUCAACUAAAGCUACAUGUAUUUCUGAUAUUGCUUGAUGAGAUUCAGUCAGUGUUCAAUGACAGUGAGUACCACUAACAUUCGCAAACAGUUUAAAGUUAUCAUUGAUAUAAGAAGACAUUUUGGUGCAGGCCAUAAAUUGGACUGGACCUGCUGAAAGUAUUCUGUGAUGAGAUUUGGACUGCAAAUCAACAUUGGGUAAGGCUGGUGUUCAUGAACAAUUUGGUUGCUUCCCAGUGUAGUGAUUUGGUUUAACACGAACCAGUCAAACAAAUGUUUUUCUGCUCUGUGUGGCUGAACGCAGCCGGAGUCUUUCGUGAACAAUUUGGUUGCUUCCCAGUGUAGUCAUUUGGUUUAACACGAACCAGUCAAACAAAUGUUUUUCUGCUAUGUGUGGCUGAACCGGCUGGAGUCUUUCGUGAACAAUUUGGUUGGUUCUUGAUGUUGUCAUUUGAAGUCCAAAAACAAUAUAUAGGGAUCAUUUUGUCUGACUGGUCUUCAGCCUUAUUUAUUUUUAGCUGGCAUUCGGUUGACUUGCCAUCAACUACAGCCAACUCAGCUGCCAACAUUUUCUGUAUUUUUGAUCAGAUCUGAAAAAAGUGGUUUUAGAACUCUUAAAAAGUAUAUAAGUCACUGUUAUUGAGUGAGAUAAUGCCUUUUACUUUUUCUUGCCUUAUACCUCAUUUUUGAACGAAAAGCCUGGCCAUGCUGUAGGUCACGUCUGAAAAGCCAUGCUAGAGGAGGUAGAUUUGAAUCACAGUUGGUGGUGUAUGAUGUAGGCGAAGGCUUAAAUAUUAACGGGACAGACCCUAGUUUCAGCUCAUGAAAAUUAACACUAAGUUUGCUUAAUCUACAAACCUGUAACCCAUUUGGAUAAAGUUACAAUAGAGUGAAACGUGAGUCUGUGACUUUGAAAUGAUGAAAUACUCUCUAAAAAUAGACUAAAACUUGACUCCAUAGUUACCUCUGGGACGCACAUGAGUUUUUAAAAAUAUUAAAAAUUAAUUUUGUGAUAUUAAAAACAGCAGGAUGACCAAAAACACUUUGAAUGUAUGGAAAUGUAUAAUCUAAACAAUAAAAUCUAAGUAAAGUAGGAUUUCAGUUAUCAAAAAUGGCUCUAAUAAAAAAAAUAUGCCUCAGUAUUUAAAAACUAGGGUAUGUCCCUUUAAUGAAGAGGAUUUCUUUGAGCUGAUAAAUAUUAACUAUGUGCUGUGCAUCCCCAUUUUAAAUAAAUAUUAACUAUGUGCUGUGCAUCCCCAUUUUAAAUAAAUAUUAACUAUGUGCUGUGCAUCCCCAUUUUAAAUAAAUAUUAACUAUGUGCUGUGCAUCUCCAUUUUAAAUAA
Molecule: messenger RNA, 3593 nt
Organism: Gigantopelta aegis
Lineage: Eukaryota; Metazoa; Mollusca; Gastropoda; Neomphalida; Peltospiridae
Product: LIX1-like protein
Exons: 4
Coding region: 779-1732 (317 amino acids)
Biological process (GO): autophagosome maturation
Cellular component (GO): cytoplasm
Source: RefSeq, a predicted model, not a curated record